Molecule: messenger RNA, 2258 nt
Organism: Cylicocyclus nassatus
Lineage: Eukaryota; Metazoa; Nematoda; Chromadorea; Rhabditida; Strongylidae
Source: the annotation of a GenBank genome assembly
GAACUAUCUAUUUUUAAUUUCAAUGUAGGUCCAUGAUUAAUGUGUUUGAGUCCAUUAAGGUUUGGAUGUUGUCAUUGCGACUGGCAGCAUCGUUACGUCAUUGCGGAUCUUCAUUAGCACGUCGACCACCCGCGAUCCUAUUGAAACCAUGUAGAAAUAUAAACAGGGUCCGCUUGCUUCAAGUCGCAUUUGGCACCACUGUCUAUGCAGUCAUCAAUCUAAGACGAGUACGAUGUGAAGCUCUUGUAGACAAUCCUUGGCUUCUUACUCCACAUGUGAACGAUCCAGUAAACACAUCCGAUAAGAAGCCGAUUUUGGAAAAGCGAUCGAUUUUCGUCCAAGUAGCCCAUCUACCAUGGUAUAUAGUGAGUGGUAGCUGGGAGAUCAUUAGGAGAACCUUGAGGUGCAUAGCAUUAGCUUUUCGAUUUCUACCUCUAGUUUUCACUUAUCCAUUGACUACUCGAUUUGAAAAAUUCAAUGACUUUUGGUGGACAUGUACUCUUUUAGCAAUACAGAGCAGUGGACCUACCUUCAUCAAACUUGGACAGUGGGCUGGCACUCGCAGAGAUAUAUUCAGCAAAGAAUUCUGUGAUAAAAUGUCUAUAUUGCACACAAAAACAAAAAGGCAGCGCUACUUUCGCGAUUGUGAUGCGAUCUUGGAUGAAGUAUUUGGUGAAGGAUUUGCCAAAAAACACAAGAAAGAUGUUUUUACUCAUAUAGAACCAUAUUCUAUUGGUUCUGGUUGCAUCGCAGAGGUGUACAAAGCAACAGUGAACGUUCCUGCGCUAGAGAAGGCUACUGGGAAAAAAUUUCCGCAACUAGGGAACGCGGAAAAAGAAGUCGCUAUCAAGGUUGCUGACGAUGGCGUUGAAGACAUGAUCAAUCUCGAUUUGUCGAUAAUCCAUUCCGGAGCCAAAUUCUUGCUCAUGUUAAUGCCAUCACUUGGUUACUUGGAGCCUCUUUCGGCCUUAGAACAAUUUGAAAUGGUGUUGCGACGUCAAGUGGACCUUCGCAAUGAAGCCAGAGCUUUGCAGAAAUUCUCUGAGAACUUUGAUCAUAAAAAGACGGGCGUCAAAUUUCCAAUCGUCAUCGGGUAUACAAAAAAUGCGAUAGUGGAGACAUUCGAACGUGGAAUGUACAUUAAUCGGCUUGUAGCUGAUGAACAUGAUCCUGAGCUUGCUGCUCGUCAAUCGCCUCAAGUACGCCGAAAAAUUGCCUUGCUAGGUGCACGAGCUCUUCUGAAAAUGAUUUUUGUGGAUAAUUUUGUACACGGAGAUUUGCAUCCGGGAAAUAUUCUGAUACGAUUCAACGAGGAUCAAGAUUAUCUGCCUGGUGUUCAUAGCGCGCUUCCUAAAGAGACGUUCAUCGAGCGAAUGACUGAGUACAUUCGCGAUCUACUCAAAUGGCGAACAGAACCAAGAAUUCGAUUCACGGAUUCCCUAGAACUUGUCGAUGAACCUACAUUGAUUAUGUUGGACACUGGAAUUGUUGUAAUGGAGACAGAGAAAAAUUUAAAAAAUCUAAAAGCUUUGUUCAGAGCCAUCGUGGAGAAACAGGGCUACAAAGCUGGCCAAGUGCUGCUCACCCACUCCGAUAAUAAUAAAAAUUGCCGUAAUCCGGAUGAGUUUUGUAAAAAAGUGGAAAAGAUAGUGGAGAAGGCAAUGAAAGAACGAUCGCUUAGAACGUUGAAUAUCUCGGCACUGUUGUCAGAAAUGUUUGCAUUAGUGGCAAGCUAUCGCGUCUACCUCGAUUCGUCAUUCACAUCUCUGGUGCUCUCCGUUAUGGUUUUAGAGGGAUUCGGACGAUCAUUAGAUCCAGAUCUCGACUUAUUCCAGUGUGCCCGACCGUAUCUUCUGAAUAUGAUGUAGGUAGUUUCGUUCUGCAGAUUUGCGCAUGUUCUUUCUCAUUCCGUUGCGAUCUCCGCAAUCGCAUAACGAUUGCUGGUGGUUCUUCGUGGCUUAAUUCAGCAAUUCGAUUGCUUGAUUGUAUUCAGCGCUUUUGUUUGCUAGGGUUGAGUACAUUGACUCAAUCACUCCCUUUUGUUCAUCUCUGCAAGCGGGAAUUUGAUUGCGAAUUCAAAUCUGUCUGUUUGUUCGUUCUUUUUUUUUCACAUUCACUCAGGUGGUUCUCCUAAAUUAACUUGUGAAUUGUAUACUUGUGAAAUAGUCAUGUAACAGAAUAGUGAUAUCGUCCUACAAAGGAAUCUCACUAGUCCUAGACGUCUAUAUAAAAGUUUAGUUGAGUCAUCUGCUCCUAUG